This is a messenger RNA of Rhizoctonia solani, 3360 nucleotides long. RefSeq names its product AMMECR1 domain-containing protein. Lineage: Eukaryota; Fungi; Basidiomycota; Agaricomycetes; Cantharellales; Ceratobasidiaceae. The transcript has 13 exons. The coding region runs from base 1 to 3360 and encodes 1119 amino acids. The record is from RefSeq and is a predicted model, not a curated record.
AUGGCAGAGCUUACAGAUGGUGCCGAUUUAUCGAUUCGCAAACCAGAGAGUUGUACCAUAGAGCAUUGCUAUUAUGCCUUCGACACUCUGUACUGCGCGCUCACCAAGGAAGAUCUAGUCGAUAUCGAUUAUUUCCAAGAAUAUCUCAAAGGGGAAUUCCCCCUGUUUGUGACGUGGAAUACCGUGUCAUCUCGCUCGUUGGGGGGCGUUCGACUUCGUGGCUGCAUCGGUAACUUUGAGGCGAUGAGCCUGGACGAUGGCAUAAAGGAAUACGCAUUGAUAAGCGCGUUCCGAGACCAUCGGUUCAGGCCGAUCGAAGAAAAGGAAUUGCGAAAGUUGGAGUGCACGGUCUCUCUUCUCACAGACUUUGAGGACGCCGGCGACACCCCAUCUGCACCAUCUCCCAUAUCGUCAUCGACGUCGUUGCCUAGACCGUCGGGCCGUCAACGGAGGUUGACCGCGACCUAUCUUCCUGACGUUAUCCCUGCGCAAGGAUGGACGAAGCAGGAAGCAGUGGAUAGUGCUCUUCGAAAGGCUGGAUUUGAUGGGCGUAUCACUGAAGAGCAGAACCCUGGCUCGCGUCAAUUGAUGUCGAAUCCAGAACAGCUUUUCAACUCUCUUCGACUCGAGGUGAUCGUUCCCGACGAAGUCAUUGAAUUUCCUGAGUCAAUUGACAGUGCUUGGAUACGAAAACUUGAGGCACUAGGAGAAAGACCAGCCGCAUAUUUUGAUGAGCGCUUGCAAUUUUACCUUGUCUCCCGCGUUGGCAGCAAGCCUGCAGGUGGACCGGGUCCGACACCUCCCUUGUAUUUGCUCAACUUCCUCGUCUACCUGCAAGUCGCCAUAGAUGCGAUAUACGUCCCUUCCUACACUCCGGCCUCGGGCGGAACCUCACCGCGUCCGCCCGCCAAGUUGCGUCUACCACAAGGGUCUGGUUCGAUGCUCAAUAUACCAGCACACUCAUCACCUCUCAAGAACCCAGUCAACGCGUCAAGGCCAGUCCCAGUGCAGCCACCCGAAACUCCCAACCCUCAGCCCAUGACCUCAGAAAGUGAGCGUAUACUAGGCAGGACGGAUAUGGGUGUUCCGGUACAGUCUUAUUUCUGGGGAGAAGAAAAUGACGGCCAGCGGAAGAUUGGAGUUCAAGAUGGCAAGCCAUCUUUUCGUUUGGUAUGGCUACCAGAGGAGGAUAAUUGGGCUAUGAUAUAUAGACUCGAAGUCACGGUUGAGUAUCUCAGGGUCAGGAUGCAAGAUCCAGUCCUGUGCUUGACUGUAUCAGCAACACUGAGAGAUAAACCUAUGCUACAAACACCUCAACGGGAAGAACUGAUUGAAUUAUUCAAGUCUGCCGGUGGAGUUUAUCAGGUGGUGAAAUCUAGGCCUAAACAUAAUGGCAGCGUCCCACCAAAGGACCAAGAGAUCGAGGACGACGUUAUGUAUGGCCUGGAGGAGGUAAACCUUCUUGAAGGUCUUACUGAUGGUAUUACAUUUACCCCCGAGGACCCGGCGGACAAAUUGACCUUAUCGACCUCCCGCAUGGGUACUGGUAUUCGUCGACAAGCCUUCUCCCUUGCACCAACGCCCUCUCGCCAAGAAGCUACCUCUCCAGCUAGCGUGGGCACAACUACAGCAACGCCUCUAUCAAACCGUCAAUUACCAACACUUCGUAAGGCGUUUCGCAAAACGUUACCUACUGCUUCUGGAAUACAGGUUCGUCUAUUGCCAGCGUUCGUUCCUCAUGCGUUUACGGACGACGACUUUGCCGAAUACGAUGAAACUACUGGGGAAGAGCAUUCUGUAGUGCUUAGUAUUGAACUUGAAAACUCGGGUGGGCAGGACAGUGGAUUCUUGGUCGAGAAAAUCCAAGUGACUGUUAAUGGUGAAGACACCCAGACAAGGCUCUUGGGAUCAACAAAAUUUCCUUUGCCCUUACGAUCCCGAGAUCAGUAUAAUCUCCUAUAUGCGGUCAUGUUCAUGUUGCCGCCUGACUUGUUGGACGCCGCGAGUGGACGCACCCAUAGUCGAAGAGACAGUAUUCCCGUGACUCGAGACUCAUUCAUGCACCGUAUCGUCACGAUUAUUGUUACUGGUCGGCCCUUUGAUUUGACUAGGCAUGAUAUGUCCUCUCAAGAUUUACAAGAACUCGGGAUGCGUACAAAACCAUUUGACGCUCGCUGGCACUGCCCACUGGAUCUUUUUGCCAUGUCCCAGCAGAGUGCUGCACGAUCUAACCGGCCGCAGAGCAUGGUUGACCCGGUAUCUGUCGAUCCUAGUCGUGAUAUUUAUCCUGUUCCGCCCUCACCAUUUCCUUCGGUCAUGUCCCAGAGGAGGAAUACAGGCACUCCACACUCUUCUGGUCAUCCGUUUACUGGUCCUUUUUCUGGUUCUUCAAUGACUCCCGAUGGGUCUUCGUUUUCUUCGGUCUUUGGUGGGCCAGUGGAACUACCUAGUGCGACGGUAGCGGGAAGCAAACGGCACACGAUUGCAGGUCUCGCCAGCCUUGCGGCAAAACGAGCCAGUCUACCUACCUCAAUUAGCCAGCGAGCAUCCACUCCAGUAACUGUACCCCCUACUGGACUAACUCGCCCAGGAGCUCCCCCAAAAUUUAUGCCUAUGCCUCCUUCGGUAGCCGUUUCCGCAGGUCUUACGCCCCCACAUGGUGCCAAUUCGUUCACGCAAUCUCAGAUGCAAGGUACACCAACCAAGGGAUCACCCACCGCAAGUAGCCAUAGUAGUCUUGCUGUUCCCUCCAGUGGGCCUACCCCUGUCACUCCAGCGUUCCCAGCUUACCCAGAUGCGCCCUUGCCGUCCAGUCCGCUAUCGCAGGCCCCAAUGCAAGGACUCAUGGCUUCUGUUGCCCCUCCACUCGAACCUCCGGCUCGUCGAGAUUCGCUCAGCCGCCAGGACCCACAGAGCCGUAGAGACUCGCUCAGUGACCCUCUUGGACUUGGCCAACGUCAUGCAUAUGCUCCGUCUGUGUUGCAACCCGUGUUAGUGUCUGUAUCGCUACUGCCACCCGACGGGUCGUCGGACGAACGCAUAUACCCCAUGAACACAUUCUCCCUGGAGAUAUUUGUAUUCAACGAAUCAGACGUUGUACGACGCUGCGAAAUCAGUUGCCCGGCGCGUAAGCGGUGGAGGCAAGAAACAGCACAACGCUCCCAAGAUGACCAUCCAGGAAACCCAACUGGUAUACUUCCGCUGGAGAACCACAUCCGUAUUGGCCCACUCCGACCCGGACAUGUCACGACGGGCUUUGCGAUAAAUCUACGUGACACAAUGAAUGUUGUUGUUCACAAAAGGGAAGAGGCGGUAUCUCAAGUCGUGACACCUGCUGCUGAAAUACCAGUCACCGUCUAA